AUGUCGUCAAGACCAACCAAAAAUCAAGGCCCUCCACCAACCGUUCCUACUAGAGACAAGUCGCUCGUGCAGAGGUUCAUGGCGGUGGCGAAGACCUUGCAAUUUGCGUGGUUUACAGGCCAUGCUGUCGUGUUGAUCAGCUCCAUCCUGUACCUGUUCAAGAUGUCGGAAUGCUAUUACAGGCUGGUGUAUCUCGGUGUUAUCGAAUCCUUCGGCAUCAUCAUCUAUCAGCAAUUUUUCACCCGCAAUGAACCACUGCAAACUCAAGACGCCGCUGCCACUAAGGCUUCGGUGAAGUCACGUAUUGCAGGCCUGUUAAAGAGCGAAGAUGUGUUGUAUCUGGUUUUGGCCAUCUUCUGGUUGGCCACCCCAAGAUUUUCCCUUAGCUUGAUACCAUUUUUCGCGUUUGCUGUAUUCCAUGUUCUAAUCUACGUUGAAAAGGUCAUCUUCCCAAAGGUCUUCCUUCUUUCCAGUAAGGACUCCAGUAAGAUCCUCAGCUUCAUCGACAGGUUCGUUGUCCAAUACAAUGAUUUAUGUAUGCACUGGGUUGGUACUGCUGAAUUGCUGAUUUUCAUCUUGGUCCUUUUCAGGGCCAUUCUAUGCUUCCAAAGAUCUUGGAUCAUGCUAGUAGUGUAUGCUGUCUUCAUCAAGUUAAGAUAUGAAAACUCCAAGUACAUGAAAGCUGCCUUCGCUCAAUGGAGAGUUAGAAUGGACGGAAUAAUAAGCCACCCAUCCGUCCCACCAUAUGUCAAGAGAGCUUACAAUGCAGUGAAGAUGAGCUUGGUCCACUUGUCCGAGUUCCGCUUAAGUGGCACUCCACAGGCGACCAAGAAGCAAAAUUGA
This is a messenger RNA of Saccharomyces kudriavzevii IFO 1802, 843 nucleotides long. It is a transcript of the gene POM33, whose product is annotated as nucleoporin POM33. The transcript has a single exon. The record is from RefSeq and is a predicted model, not a curated record. Gene Ontology annotation, biological process: membrane organization; endoplasmic reticulum tubular network organization. Lineage: Eukaryota; Fungi; Ascomycota; Saccharomycetes; Saccharomycetales; Saccharomycetaceae. Bases 1 to 843 code for a protein of 280 amino acids. Gene Ontology annotation, cellular component: membrane; endoplasmic reticulum.